UUCCAGGGGAUACUGUCAGUUUUCCUGAUGCUGUAAGGCAAAUUGGCUCCUAUCGUCUCCAUAAUGUUUGUGUUCAUCAGUACAGAAGAUCUCUUGCUGUCCCACCCAAGCUGUAUUGUAGACAAGGUGACCUUUGAAUUUAAAACUAUCCUGACCUCUGUAAGAACUUCAGAACUGCCCCCAAGCUGUACGUUUAUGCAUGGUGAUUCUGCUCAACAUAGUAAGGCUGUGAAGCAGCGGUACAAUAACCCUUGCUUUGACAUGCUCCUGUGUGGCUGGCAGACUUGCUGAACUUCACUUCUGCAAAUUUUGAGGUGGAUGAGAAUUGAGGAGGUUUAUUAACGCUCAGCAGCUGAGUUCGGUAACCAGCUGGAGACACAAUGCAGCAGUGAUGGCAAAAAUAAAGCAGCAUGAAGGUUUCAUGUCCAGCAGCUUCUUUCCAAAAGCAAAUUCCUCGGACCAGCAGUAGAGCUGGUGCCACGAGGUGUCCUCAUGAUAGAGAGAAGUUGUACCACUUUCUUCUAGAAUUGUUUUUUCCACAGCGAUUUGACUUUUUGCUCAUUUCUUGGGCUGAUAAUGGACCACUUUGAGAAUGGAAAAAUCCCUCUCCCUUCUGGCUCUGUCCUCCCUCCAGCAGCUCCCUCCUCUCCAGGUGUCAGCGCAGUUCCAGUGGAAAAAGACCAUAUGGAGGAAAUGGUAACACGGUGCAUAGUGGAAGUUCUGUCCAAUGCUCUCUCUAAGCUAAAUGCACCACCAAUUAAUCCUGAAUGUAAAGAAAUCCUCAAAAAGAGUGGUAAAAAUGACAGAGAGAGAAGUGAAGAGAAACAACUUGAAGCAAGGCAUUUGAAAGACCCAGCAGAGAUGGAAAAACAUCUUGCUGGGGGUGUGGAGAAGGAGCAAAGUCAGGUAGAAGAUGACUCUAGAAAGCACAUGAAAGGAAGUGGUGAAGGGAAAGUUGUUCCCGAGGAAGGUAAGAGCAAGGAAGAGGAGGAGGGACACCACAUACCUGUUAAUGAAGAGAGACUUCAUACAGAAGAAAAGAAACACUAUCAGGAAAUCAGAAGAGAGGAGGAGAACAGCUACCACAGUGAAGAAGAAAGCAAAGAGAGCAAGCAUCAUGACGGAGAGGUGGACCGUGCUGUUCUCAACAAGAAGUCCAACUCGGCAGACAUGGGUACAGAGGAGUUCCCCGAGGGGAAUGACCAACGCCCCGUGGGCCACUGGCAUUUGGAGGAGGGAAUGCAGAGCCCUUACAAAAGAAUUCACGGUGGUGAAGAGGGAGAGGCAGAGGAAGAAAGAAGUGAAAAAUACCACCAUGAGUCUAAGGUACGUGAUUUCGCCCAUCAGCAAGAACAUGAAGAAUCUGAUGAGAGUGAAGAAGCAGAGGAGGAAAAGCAACCUUACAAACCAAAACAUUCCCAUGGAAAGCACGGAAUGGAUGACUCCUCUGAAGAGAAGAGAGGCCACGGUGGUGAGAAAGAGGAACUAGCUGAGGAAUCAAAUGCAGAGGAGACUCGUCUCUGGGACAGAAGGAACCACCGUCAGAAACACCACCGUGAAGAAUCUGAGCAGCAGCGUGAGGAGAAGAGUGGUUAUCGUGGGAGGCACGGGUCUGAAGAGGUAGAGGAGAAGAGGCAUGCAGGCCAGGGAAGUGCAGAGUACAGAGAGAGGUGGCAGCAGAGUGAAGAGAGCAGCGAAGAAGAAAGUAAGAGGCAUCACCAUGGUGAAGAAAGUGAUGAGAAAUGGCGCGAGGAGAAGAGGCACCAUGAUGGAUCGCAUGAGGCAAGGAGACACCAUUCUGAGGGAAGGACGUAUCGUGGAGGUGAAAGUGAGGAAGAGCUAGACAGGUAUCACAGCGGUGGCAGCAAGGAGAGGCAGCAUCGUGCUGGAGGCAGAUACCGCUUGUGGGACAACGAAGAUGAAGAGAUACAGAAAGCGUACGCUCAGGAGCGCAGAGGGCAGGCCAGAACACAUUACAGCACUGAGGACAGUGUAGAGCAGCAGCGCUACCCUGGCAACAGUGAGGAGGAGGAGGAGGAAGUAGAAAAGAAGCAUUACAGCAGUGAUCAGAUGGAAAAUGAAGAGGAGAAUAUGGAGGAAGGAAGAUACGGCGAGGGGGAAGAGUACAGAAGCCAUCUCCCUGCAGAGAACGACAAGAGAACCGCAGCAUCCUACAGCUCUUUAUACCCACUGCUGUGGUGGAAGAGCCGGCACUUUGAGAAAAGGAACAGUGCAGGAGAGCGGCUGCUGGAGAGUAAAGAGGAGAGCAGGCCCACCCUGAACGAGAAGAACCUUUUCCCUGAUUACACUGACUAUGACUGGUGGGAAAAAAAGCAGCUUCUAAGUGCUCUGAACCACGGACGCUCCGAGAAGAGGAACCUUGGCAAAAUGAACAGAUAUGAUAUGAAAAGGCAAUACAACAAGAUGGAUCAACUUGCACAACUCCUGAAUUACAGGAAGAAAUCAGCUGAGUUCCCAGAGUUGUACAGCUCUGGAGAAGACAUGAAAAAACGUCACAUAGUCAGGAAUGACAAAGGAGCUCUGAGCCAGAGGCCUCUGACAGAAGAGGAGGAAAAAGAACUGGAAAACCUGGCUGCUAUGGAUUUGGAGAUGCAGAAAAUAGCGGAGACAUUGAAUGACAACAGAAGAGGCUGAAGAUGAUCUGCUUUGGUGUUUCAAAGCUAGGUGUAGCUUCACUCACAAUACCUGUAUUUUGUGGUAAAUUCAUGGCCACUGGAUUGUUUGCCCUAAAAACAGGAAAUACUAUUUACUGUCCACUAUAGUGUAGUGAUUUAUACAGCUGAAAAUGUCUUUAAUUUGCUAUUAUGCUAUUGAAAUCUGAAUAGCAUGAAUUUUAAUAUUAUAACCUUUCAUGCGAGGCAGAUAUUUUUAAUACGCUUGUGAAAAUAAUUGUGUUAGUGUUCUUCAGAAAUAUGUGUCUGAGUUUGAAAUAAUAAAAAAAAUUGAUCUUGGAGCAAACUUUCUCCUUGCUUAU
Molecule: messenger RNA, 2995 nt
Organism: Cygnus olor (mute swan)
Lineage: Eukaryota; Metazoa; Chordata; Aves; Anseriformes; Anatidae
Gene: CHGB
Product: chromogranin B
Exons: 5
Coding region: 577-2655 (692 amino acids)
Biological process (GO): regulation of double-strand break repair via nonhomologous end joining
Cellular component (GO): secretory granule
Source: RefSeq, a predicted model, not a curated record